ACGGCCACAGAAGAUAUAAUAUAACUAUAUAAUUAAGUUUUGCCACAUGAAUAUUGUCCAUGCCCUAUAAUUAACCAGAAAGUUCUUAGUGUGUGAGCUUCAACCAUGGACCCAAGAAUCUCCUUCUCCUAUGAUUUUGUGGUUCCCCAACAGGCAAUCAAGCAUGAAAACAUUUACAGAGAAGAUCCCGUCUCUUCAGAUUUUGAAUUCUCUGUCAAGAACAAUUCCAUGAUAUCAGCAGAUGAAGUCUUUUUCCAAGGUAUGUUGUUGCCUCAGAAGAGUGAUGACUGCUCCAAGAAGGUCACCUUAAGGGAUGAGUUGCUUGUUAAUGAUGAUGAUGAGUUACCAAGAUUACCAAAGGGUUCAAGCCGGUGGAAGGAGCGAUUAGGACUCAGGAGGGUUUCAUCUAAUAAGAAAGAUAAGAACAAGAAUCAUGGUUUUCAUCAGAGAGUUGCUGAUGAAAAAGGGUUUACUAUUGGACAAGGAGACAAGACUGUUAGCAAAGACAAUAUGGCCUAGGAAUUGUUUUAUGAAGGUGGUGUAUAAGUUGUAGGGGCAAGUGAACUUUAUAGGAGCAUGCAGCAUUCAUUCUCAAGUAGGGGAUGGUGGUUUCUACUAAUAUCUAAAGACAUUAAUUGUUAGAAUUUUGGGCUGACUACUUUUUCAACAGUUAAGUUAAAUUUAACCUAGUUAAUUAUUAUGUUCCCCAUCUUUGUAGUAGUAAAACGGUAGUACCUCGAGCAUUUUUAUCUUUGUACAAAAAUUUGUAGUUGAAGAAUUUCCAUGAGUCUAUGAGUGUUUUUCUGUGUAGUACAUCAGGUAGUUGUGUUGUGACCCUUGUUCGAUAUAUAGUGAAUUGCUAGUUGUUAUUAUUAUUAGUCCCUGUGUAGUUUGUCAAACAUCUUAUUCCCUUUAUAUAUACUACUU
Molecule: messenger RNA, 927 nt
Organism: Cajanus cajan (pigeon pea)
Lineage: Eukaryota; Viridiplantae; Streptophyta; Magnoliopsida; Fabales; Fabaceae
Source: RefSeq, a predicted model, not a curated record